GUCACCGGCCAAUCGAAGAACCCGAAAGCUCUGGGCACGGCAAGGAGUUUUGGAGAAUAUUCUGGAGAAUAUUCUGGCUACACCCUGCGAAGAGCCUUCCACGAAGUGGGGGGAGAGAUUGAUGUUUGAGUUGGAUCUUUUGCAUGGAAGGGCUGAAAGAGAUCUGUCCCCGCCUGGGACUGCACACCCCUCUUUGCUGCGAUUGGCACUUGACAGUGUCUCCAAAGGGUGGGUAGGUGGACCUCCCUGCCGCGCAAGAUCGAUGUUGCGGCAUCUCAUGGUGGAAGGCUUGGACAUAUGCCACGCCCUUUGA
Cladocopium goreaui is the source of this 313-nucleotide messenger RNA. Lineage: Eukaryota; Dinophyceae; Suessiales; Symbiodiniaceae. The record is from the annotation of a GenBank genome assembly.